CCUCCCCCCCUUUUUUUUCUCCCCCCCGCGCUGAUGCCGAAGGGGGUGUUUUUGAUGUGGUUGCUUUGGUGGUGAUCGUCGCCGACUUUCCAGAGAGGGUGUUUUCGCCGCUGCCGCCGCUGCUGCUGCUUCUCUCCGCGUUGUGUGCGUGCGCGCGUGCUUUUUUUUGGGUUGCUGCAUCGACGCUGGGAAGAUGCUUCUGGAUGCUGGACCGCAGUAUCCCGCCAUAGGAGUCACUACGUUCGGAUCGUCUCGCCACCACUCCGCGGCCGAUGUCACGGACAGAGAAGUGGGGCUGGGAAUCAACCCCUUCGCCGACGGCAUGGGCGCCUUCAAACUCAACCCCGGCGGCCACGAGCUGGCCUCGGCCGGGCAGACUGCCUUCACCUCGCAGGCUCCGGGCUACGCGGCGGCGCUGGGGCACCACCACCACCCGCCCCACGUCGGCUCCUACUCCAGCGCCGCGUUCAACUCCACCCGGGACUUUCUUUUCCGCAACCGCGGCUUCGGGGAGGCCGCGGCCGCCAGCGCCCAGCACAGCCUCUUCGCCUCCGCCGCCGGCGGCUUCGGCGGCCCGCACGGACACGGCGAUGCCGCGGGACAUAUACUUUUCCCCGGGCUGCACGAGCAAGCGGCCGGCCACGCUUCGCCCAACGUGGUGAACGGGCAGAUGCGCCUGGGCUUCUCCGGAGACAUGUACGGUCGAGCCGAGCAGUACGGCCAGGUCACCAGCCCCCGCUCCGAGCACUACGCCUCGAGCCAGCUGCACGGCUACGGCCACAUGAACAUGAACAUGGCAGCGCACCACGGGGCGGGGGCCUUCUUCCGCUACAUGCGGCAGCCCAUCAAGCAGGAACUCAUCUGUAAGUGGAUUGAGCCCGAGCAGUUGGCGAACCCCAAAAAGUCCUGCAACAAAACUUUCAGCACGAUGCACGAGCUGGUGACUCAUGUCACCGUGGAGCACGUUGGAGGACCCGAGCAGUCCAAUCACAUAUGUUUCUGGGAAGAGUGCCCGCGGGAAGGGAAACCUUUCAAGGCCAAAUACAAACUCGUAAAUCACAUCCGA
This is a messenger RNA of Meleagris gallopavo (turkey), 1066 nucleotides long. NCBI's taxonomy places the organism in Eukaryota, Metazoa, Chordata, Aves, Galliformes, Phasianidae. The record is from RefSeq and is a predicted model, not a curated record.